AUGAUUUAUAAUAUUUUAAGCUUUUUUUGUGCUCUAUGCUUAGUAAAAUAAUGCAUUUCAUCUGGAUGUACUAGUUUAGGAUAUUUUGGAUAGGAAUUAUAGUAUUAUAGCACAUUUGUUUACUAAGUUACUUAAAAUGGUGAUCCGAAUAUAGCCAUCAUCAUAUUAAGAAAUGAAAAAUCGCAUAAAGAUGGUAAUGGCGAUAAAUAUUAUACAGCUAAUUUUUAUUGUUCUGAUUAUGAUCAAGAUUUUUAAUGUAGCGAUGAUAGCGAUGAUGUUGUUCUUUACUCUAAUAGAAAUGACUGCUUAAUCUAAACAAAUGCUUAGUUUAAGCUUUGCCAAAUGAAAAUGUUAGGAAAUGGUUAUAAUUGCUAUGAUAAAGAUAGAAAUUGCUAGUUUAAUAGAGAUUGCGUUUAAUGCUAAGAUGGAAACUGCGUUAAAUCUACACCAUAAUAUGAUUUUUUUGGAAAGAUAACAGGCUAUAGUACUGAUUGUGUCCAAAUUGAUAGCUUAGAUACUUUUAUUGGCUUUGAUGGAUAAAAUGGUUGCGAUAUGAGCUAUAAAAAUGACACAAACAUCAUGAGUUGCUCUUCAAGUAGGAAUACAGUAUGUUUAGAUUAUGAUAGUGCCGAUAGCAUAACAUAUUGCAAAUUUUUACCCUACUAUUAAUCUUAAAUUGUGGGUAAAAUAGCAAAUAAUUACUGCUACUACUUGUCCUAUUAAUUUAUACCUCAAGUAAUAAACUACUGCUUACCUGCUUAUUGCAUAUUACAAAUAAAUAUUCAAUACAGAUGUGCAGAUUACAAUGAUAGAACCAAUCCAUACAACAUUAUUGGUUAUGAUAAUACCUAAAAUUGCAUAAUAUCUGGCACAUAAAAUGGUUAAGCUUCAAAAUGUAGGUUUGAUUAUUGUCUCUUACCUGGCGAUGGAGGUACUAAGUCUUGUGUGAAAUUGGAUUAUAAAAAGAUUAAUUAAAUAGCUAAACAAAAAAUAACAGAACUAUGUUUAUCAAUUGACUCUUAAACAAAUAUUUCUAUUAAUUGUGCUCCAAAUUUCUGCCUAGAAUAAUCUUCAAAUAAUUGCGUGCCUUUGUAAGAUAAAAAAGGCUAUAGAGGAAAGUUACUUAUAAAGGAUUAUUGCUCUGAUUAAUCAUCUGAUCCAAGUUAUCCUCUACAACAGUGUUUAGAUGGAUAUUGCGUUAGCAAUAACCAAUGUAUUAGCUUCUUAAGUGAUGCAAAUAUUGUAGGAAAAUCAUUAUCUGAGCAAUGUGUGUAUUUACCAAAUUUAUAUUGUUAAAGCUGUCCUUAAUAAUGUUAACCAAAUGUUAUAAGUCCUAUUUUAGUUAGUUGUAACUUUAAAAUGUUAGAAAUAUGUUUGUAUAGUGGCUAUUGUUAUUUCUUAAAUGGCUUGGCUAACACAAAUUCAUUGGCUAGCUCAAAUGGACAAUGCUCUUCUUAGGUUUUAUAUUCUAAAAUUGGAACUAAUGACAAAGGAGAUUGCUUAUCAUAAGGAGAGACAGUCGCAGUAUAAUGUUCAAACGGUUAUUGUUUAAAUGAAAAUAAUUCGUGUUAAAAAUACAAUGAUAUUUAUAUUGGUAGAGAUAAAAAUUACAAAUGUUUAAUAAAAGACUAAGAAGCUAUUGCAGUUUAAUGCUAAUAAGAUUAUUGCUUAAAAUCUAAUUAGAAAUCUAAAAGCAUUUAUUGUGUGAAAGUUGAUAAUAUAAAUGGAGUUGUAGGUAUUUAGAUAGGAAAUUAAAAUUGCAUAUUAGUGAAAGAUAUGAGCAGUAUAAAAGCUUCAGUUUGUGCAAAUGGUUAGUAUUGUAUGAAUUCUUAAAGCUAUUGCCAAAACAUUUAGUAAGGGAUGUGUGCUGGGCUUAAUUAAUAGUGCGUUGAUAAAAAUAAUCCAUAUGGUUGUCUUGCAUGUGAUUCUACUAGCUGUCUAAAUUAAUUUAGAUAAUGCGUUCAAAUAACCAAUGAUAAUUAACUCUGCUAAGAUAAUAAUGGAAAUUGUGCUUACUACUUGUCUAAUAAUUGUAAUUUUUGCCCUUAAUAUACUUGCAAGGAUCCAGUCUAAAAAUUUUGUAUACCUAUGAUCCACAUGAAGCUGUUGUCAAAUUAGUGCUUAGUUCAGAUUAGAAAUGACCUGCCUUGCCAAAUACAUGACAUGAAUGUUUAUUUGUAAUAAAUUCUAGUUGAUCCUAAUUAUUAGAUUUAAUGCGCAGAUACUUACAGUAGAUGUACCAGCAUUUCUGGUAAUUUCUGUUCAUCUUGUCCUGUUAAUUACAUAUAGCCUGGAAAUGGAAUUUGCUAUAAUUUAUUAGAGUAAUAGGGCAUUACCCAACAACAGUUAUCAACUUUUUUAAAUAACUUGAAUCUGUAAUACGUAGUUUAGAGCAUAGGGAUUUAUGAUAAUUAACUCUGUCCCUAAAACUGCUUUUCUUGUCUAUCAUAAAAAAUAUGCACAAGAUGCUUGUUUAGCUAUUAUUUGAUUUAAAUAGACCCUAAUAACAUCAUUUGUGUUUAAGCAAACGUAAACUAGCCUUAAGAAAUUAAAUUAAACGUAGAUGAGAACUUGUUUUAUAACGGCAAUAGAUUAUUCUAUUUAUGCACUUUAGAUGGUUUCUAUCAAGGAUAAACAUAUAAGAUUUAGCCAUAUAUUUAUGAUUUCCCUCUUUCAUUAUAGUAAGUAUAAAUAUAUGAUUUGCUAACUUAAAGGAUUAUUUACAAUCAAAAAAACUUCAUUGAUUGCUAGAAUUUUAUUUAAUAUGAGAUGAAUAGCAAUGGUUAAAUAGUCAGUUACGAAUACAUAAAUAAAAGAGGAUUGUUUCAUUAAUUUUCUUAAUCAACUAUUGCAAGCAAUAUAAUUCUUAGCUUGAAAUAGGAUAACCCAUGUGGGAAUGAAUGUGCUUCAUGUUAUUUUAACUGGACUACUAAUUAAAGCAUUUGUCUUAAAUGUAAUGCUAAAUAUGCCCUUAGAUACGAUGGAAAAUGCGUAGGAUGUUAAAGUAAUUGUACAAAAUGCAUUUUUGGAGGAUUUUUUAGUGGAUAAAGCAUAGACUGGACAGAUACUUAAAGUCUUUACAGUUUGGAUUUUAUGAAUAAACUCUCAAAUGAAGAGUAUACUCUAAAAUGUAUAACUUGUGAUACAGGCUUUACCAUAAACUCAAGAUUUGAUAAGUGUGUGUAAUGCAGUUCAAAUUGCUCUCUGUGCUACACAGGUAUGACAAAUUACAACCAUAGCUAAAUCGUGAAUUUUAAUAGAUAAUAUACUGAUAAUUUGAAUUUAGUUUACAAGUGUGUAUAGUGCAUCGACUCAACUUAUACAUUUAGCAAUGAUGAUCAGACUUGUCAGCUUAUUUCUAGCAUACAAAAUUGUGAUGUCCAACUAAAUUUAAUAUAAUCUGUUUAACUAAGUUUAUAUCCCUUUCCUUAUGUUUUAAGAAUAGGAUCAUGGGGAUUAAAUUCCAAAACAACAUAAUAUUGUUUUAAUUGCACUGAUAGUUAUUAUAAUAGAUAAAAUAUUUAGUGUUUGCAUUCUAGAACUUACUGUCUCUAGUUUCUCUAAACUUUUGAUUAUAAUUCCUAUAAUUAAUGCUACUAAACUUAGCUUAGUUUAUAUGAUUAAGAUAUCAACUAAAUUAGAUUUAAUUGUUUGCAGCCAUUGUUUGAUUCCAACGAUAAGGUAUAAAGAUGUAACCAGUGCAAGCAAAGCCAAUGUAACUACGACAUAAAUGGAAAUUUUGUUACAACUUAACCUGAUUAAAACAAAUAGAUUCUUCUGACAUGCACUGAUAAUAUAAAAAAUUGUGACUUUUGUUACACUUAUUAGAGUGAAGGAUACUUUAUUUACUAAUGCACAUAAUGUAAAUCUGGAUAUGUUGUUAGCUUUGAAGGAUGCUUGCCUUGUCCUGUCGGCUGUACAUCUUGUUAUUUAAGCGAUGGAGUUGUAAAUAUCAGCGAUUAGUUGACUUUUGUUUAACCUUUCUAUUCUUUUAGUACUCGGUAAUAGGCAGUUUAAAACAAAUAAUAUAAAUUUAGCUGCACUUCAUGUGACAAUAAUUACUACUUGAACUACUAAAAUAAUUUAUGCUACUUUUUAAAUUGUGACUAAACAUGCUCAAAAUGCUAUUAUUAUAAUUAAAUAUUUAAAUGCUAAUAAUGCAACACAAGCUAUUUAAUUUCUAAAUUGCAAAAUAUCAUCGGCUACAUUGCUUUAUUCUACUUUAAUUAAAACUACAUAGAUAUUAAUCUAAUGUUGAAUUUCAAUACUUAGCACUCUGCUUGCCAUGUCUGUCCCUACGCUUGCUAAACAUGUGAAAAAGGAGGAGAUAUAAGUGUUAAUCAGUUUUUAAUAUACAACUCUAAGUGUAAAAAAUGCAAAGAUAAUUUAUAGAUUCCACAAGUGAUACCUUAAAAUGAAUAAAGUAUUUAUUAGUGGAGGUAUGAUAGCUACAGAUAAAAAUGUGUCUUAUGUAGAGUUCAAGAUAAAGGAUGUACUUACUAACUUCUACCUAGAUAAAUUUAUGGUCAUUGUGGAUCUAAUCAAGAUGAUUUAGGAGACGGCUCUUUAAAUCAACCAAUAAAUAUUCAAAGAUCUAAUGAAAUUAAUUGGGAUGCACUUAUCAUAAAUUAGCAAGACUUUUACAAAUAUGUCACAUUUUAUAAUGAAAUUUCGUUGGAAUUCCUUGAUGUACAGCUAAUAAUAAAAGAUGAUUCUUGCUUAAUCAACUAAUAAAUAUCAAUAAAAUCCACACUUCUUAAUUAGAUAUUAACUCUCAAUAGGUUUUCUUUAACAAUUAUGAAUUACAAAAAUAAUUAACUCAACAUAUUGUCUAAAAUCCCUAUUAAAAUUCAAGGGUUUUCUGAUGUCACUUUUUUAAAUUUAUUGCUAUAAACUUAAAUAUCAAAUACUUAUAAUUACUAAUACGGUUUCUAAGUAAGUAAUUCUAUUCUUAAAAAUGUCAACCUUACAAAUGUGCAGAUUCUAAAUUAGUUUACAAGCGUUAAUAAUUUUAUCUUUGAAAUGGAUAAUCUUAUAGGUGUCUUUUAUAUUAAAAACGUUACAAUUUAAGGUUUCUAAAUUUAAAAUUCUAAUUUUUUCACCUUGAAUUAUUAAUCUUAAAAUUUCGAUAACUCUAGACUUCUUAUUAUUGCUAAAAACUCUUCACUAUUUAAUAUGAAUUUUAACAAAGGUUCAUUAAUUUAGAUUGCUUCUGGGAAUUUAUAUAUUGAAAUAGAUGAUUUCCAAAUAUUGUAAAGCAGUCUCAAUAAUAGCAGUAUUUUUAUAAACAUUUAGCCAGGUAUUUAAAGCAAAAGUGCAUACUCUAAUUGGACAAAUAUUAGUAUAAAAAACUGUUUUAUUACUUAGAAUAGCAUGAUAUUUUCUUACAAUUACUUCUAAAAGAAUGUGAUCAAUAACUUGGUUUUGGUGAAUAACUAAUUUUUGAGUUCGCAAUAUUCUUUUUUUUUCUAGUAAAACAUCCUUUACAUUUUCUCAUUGCUCGUAUAAGGAAAUACUUUUAAGAAUUAUGGAAUAUUUGAAAACUAUCAACAACCUUCUAUUGUGUAUAAUGAUAGCUUUAAUUACAUAUUUGUUGAUAUCAAUAUUUCCAGUAAUAAUAUUGCUUCUAAUAGUGGUUUAAUAUUUAGACUGAAUGGAAACAUACUUAAUCCAGCUGAUUAAAUAAAAAUAAAUGUUUUUAACUUAAAUAUUGACAAUACAUUCGAUAAUUAAUCUUUGAACAAUCUCAUUUAUGUGUAAUCAGCGAUAUCAUUUUGGAUGAUCAAAUUUACCAUAAACAAUUCUUAUUCAUCUAUUAUCUUAAAUCUAAAUAACAUUUAGAAUAUUUAAAUUUCAAAGGGAGUUAUAACAGGUAUUCAACUCUUCUAAGCAGACUUGUUUAAGUUUUCAAACAUAAUCAACAUCAUUUCUAUACAAAAAAUUUAAAUACUAAAUAUAAUUUCUAGUGCAACAGUAUUCACAUUAAAUAAUAAUUUAUUGUUGAAAAAGCCUUUACAAGUUAGUAUUUUAGAAAUAGAAGCUACAAGCAACUAAUUGAUAGUUAAAUAGAUUUCAAAUAACGUUGGUCUUUUUGUUAUAAAAAAUAACAUGGAUACUUAAAUAGUAAUUAAAAAUAUUACAUUAAUUAACAACUAUCUUUAUAGCUAAGUUGCUUCAUUAGUUUAAUACUUGCAAGUAAGUCCAGGAUUUAAUGUUAUUUGUUAAGGCUAGCUGAUUUUAUAAGAUGGGAUUUUUAAUGAUAAUUAAAGUGAUUUAACCAAUCCUGUUGUGCAUUUUACUUCACAAAAUAUUCUUGUGAAGAAUUGUUAAUUUUAAACAAUUAACUAAUAAAAGGACAACUUUAAUCUCAAAGGUGGAUUUGCUUAUUUGCAAGCAGAUUAAAUAUCAAUUAUCAACUCUUCAUUCACUGGCUAGAAAGCCAUUAAUGGAGGUGCUAUAUAUGUUUGCAGCACUGGAAUAGGCUAAAUACUUAUUAGAAACAGUUAGUUUGCUAGUAAUUAAGCAUUUUUAAACAAUAUUUACAGCAUGGGAGGAGCUAUUUAUGUCUAAACUAAUUUAGCUAAUUUUUUAGAUAUUUCCUUGGAGAACUCUUAAUUUUAGAAUAAUUUUGCAAUCUAAGGCGCUGUGAUUUAUCUUGAAAAAACAAAUGUAAAAACUUAUGUAAAAUUCUAAGAAAUUAACUUAGAAGACAACUUCUCAUUAAAACAAUCUAUUAUUCUAUUUUUAGAUGCUACAGUAAAUCAAAUACUAAAUGUAAAUAUCUAAGACUGUUUUAUUUUUAAUACAAUAUAAAACAUGUAAGAUUAGAUAAAAUAAAUGAAAACCUAACUCUAAUAAACUCCUAAUUAGCUUGAUCAAUAAUAUCAUUACAUUUAUAUUGCUUAAGCUACAGUUGUGUCAAUAAGUAAUUUACAAUUCUAGUAAAAAUUAACGAUUUUUAAUGAAAAUAAUUAAUAAAACUUUGAAUAUAUCCUACCAAUACCAAUUAUGGUUAUCAAUGCUCUGUCUUAUUCUGAGUCAUUUUCUAAAUACUUUGAUACUGUUACUAAUAACGAAAUAAUGCAUAUAUAAGCGAAUUUAAUUGAAUUGUAGUCAAUAUAACUUCAGUAAAUCAUAACUUAACAAGAAGAUUAAUAGGCUAUCAAACUGAAAGGAAAUACUAUUGAAAUCAGCAAUUGUGUGUUUGACAAUAUUGUCUGUCUAAAUUGUACUUUAGGAAAUAUAAACAUAGAAGUUAACAAAGUUGCUUACAUAACCAAAUCCACCUUCUAAAAUAGCAUCAGUUAUAAUGGAGGAGGAAUAUUUCUUUAGUCAUCAAUUUAGUAAAUAUCUAAUUAAGUCAAAAGAAUGCUCCUAAGUAAUGAUAAUCCCAUAAAGACUGUUUAAUUAUUUGGAAAUACCAUUCAAAAUAAUACUGCUACUAAUUUUGGAGGAGGUAUUUACUUAAACAAUAUUUAUAGUCUCAUCUUAAACACAACAGUGCAAAAAAACUCUGCUUACGGUUAAGGAGGAGGAAUCUAUAAUUUUAUUAAUCAAACUUUAUUUGAUAACGAUCCAGUCCUGCUGAAUUUCUAUCAAUUGUAUAAUGUCAUCAUGCAAAAUAGUUAUGUGAUCUACAAUUCUGCAUUAAAUGGUGGAGGCUACUAUUCUACAUUUAAUCUUCCCUAUAUUCAAAAUAGCUUUAUUUUGAGUAACAAGGCUUAUUCUUCUGGAUCUAAUCUCUUAGGAUUGCCUUCUUCCUUUCAAGUGUAUUUCAAUAACAAUCUUGUCCAGCAGAAUUCAAAUAUUAAAAUAGUUUCAGGCAAAAUUCAACAACCUUUUGUGGUGUAUUUGAUGAAUGAUAAAUACUAAAUUUACAAAAAUUUGGAAGAAACUGAUAUUUAUUUAGAAGUUUAAAUUGUAGCAGAUGAACCGAAUUAAGAGAAACUAAUUUUGUAAAAUAAUAAAAUUAAGUUCUAAAAUAAUUUAUUUGACUUGAGUAAUUUAGCUGCUUUUGGCUAGUUUGGUUAAAAGUCAAGAGUAGUAUUUUCAUGCAAUAAAUUAGGACAAGCCAUUUAUUAAUAGGGAAAUAUUGUUUAAAUAAAUAAAAAUAUAACGUUUUAAGUUGAUUUCUAAAUAUUAAAUGAGUGUCCAAUAGGCCAAAGAAGCACAAAAAUAAACAAUACCUAUGAUUCAUGUGUUUAUUGCUUAGAAAAGACUUAUAACCUUUAAUCUGGUUAAUCUAUAUGUUAAAAAUGCUAAUCUUCUUCAUUUUAGUGCUCUUCCAGUGUUAUUUAAAUUACAGAUGGUUACUAUAGAACAAAUAAUUUAACAGAUGAUAUCCAGCAAUGUAGUAAUUGGAGUCAAAACUGUCUAGGAGAUAUUAAGAGAGAUAAUUCUCUUUUAAACUAACUCAGGGCAACUUCUAAUUGGGCAAUAUAUUAUUGUGCAGAAGGUAAUACUGGCAUUUUUUGUGAGGACUGUGAUAAUUAAGGUGAAUUUUGGUAAUUUAAAUACAUGAGAUAUGAGCAGUAUAGAUGCUAAAAAUGCACAGAUAGUAAUGUAUUAUAGACUAUUGUAAUAGCUGUUGUUCUUUAGAUUUUUACAUUGUCUAUAAUAUUGAUUGUCAUUUUCAAUAUUUGGAGCAAACUUUAUUAGACUCAACUUUACUUUUCUAAAAGAGGCGAUUUCACCCUUGAGUGCAUGAAAUUCUUAGAUUCUUUUCGUUAGAAGUAGAAAAGUCAUACAAUUAUUUGUUUUAAAAUUUUAUUUUGCUACUUUUAGUUGCUUUUUAUGAUAACAUAGCUAGAGCUCUAAUUGCCAUGGCCUGUAACAUUUUUGCUUAUUGCUUUAGCAAGAUAUUAAGAAUUCGUGCUUCGAUCAUUUGAUUGCUUUGUCAAUUAAAUUCCGAUUGCUUAUGCUAAAAAUAUAAUCUCAAUAUUAUAUUUUUUAGCUAUAAACAUAUUGAUUAUAAUAUUAGCUUAUCUGUUAAUGCUGUUUAAGUCAAGAUAAAUAAGAUGGAAAUACAUAAAUAAUUUCACAAAAAGCUAUUUUAUUCAUUUUAUAAGUUUUAUUUUUAGCUUAAAUUACUUCAUCUACUCGCCAUCAAUUGUUCAUCUGUUGAGUUAAACUGUAAUUUAAUUUAUUUAUUUAUUUUUUAAUCUAUUUUAACUUAAAUAAAUAAUAAAAACAGAUUAACUGUGGAACGAACAACGGAGUAGAUUACGUACUCUAUUCCACAUCUCUUUAAUGUGA
Molecule: messenger RNA, 9255 nt
Organism: Tetrahymena thermophila SB210
Lineage: Eukaryota; Ciliophora; Oligohymenophorea; Hymenostomatida; Tetrahymenidae
Product: transmembrane protein, putative
Exons: 22
Source: RefSeq, a predicted model, not a curated record